This is a messenger RNA of Trichoderma atroviride IMI 206040, 1589 nucleotides long. RefSeq lists its product as uncharacterized. Lineage: Eukaryota; Fungi; Ascomycota; Sordariomycetes; Hypocreales; Hypocreaceae. The record is from RefSeq and is a predicted model, not a curated record.
CUCUCGACUCUCCUCUCUCCUUGAAAAAACACUGCACCUAUUUGACCACCGUCAAGCUUGCAAAUCUUGCGCUAGAAUCAACACUCGAUUCUACCGGUCCCGCUGCUCCGUCGUCCCUCGCACACGCGAUCUUCUUAUUCGUUUAUGCGCCCGCUAAGAGGAACGUCAAAAUCCAACAUCACCGACUGCACCAUCGCUCCAUACUAGAUUCCGCCUCGUCCCUCGUCCUCUUUCCGCUCCUCCUCCCUCGAGACAGCAAUUAGAGCAAAAACAAAUAUUUCAUAAAUUUCCGCUACCAAGCGUUGAAAUGGAGAGCCUGCAGCUAUCACAGGUCCUCGCUGACUUGAGCAAUCUCGGCGCAGCUGAACCUGCGGCCGCCGCUGCCAUUGUCAAUGCCAACAUUCCCAUUAUCCAGACCCAGCUUAUCAAAGACGACAGCCAUGCGCCUUCCCAGCAACAGCAGAGGCCCUCAUCUGGCUUGAGGCGGGCAUGGUCGUCGGAAGCUGGCUCGCAGCCCAAAUUCGACAAGAUGGGUCGGCGCAUUCUCAUCAGUUCACCAAAGUCUGGUUCAGCCGCCAACUCUAUACCCGGCACGCCUCAACCUUCUAAUUACGAUGAGGACCUUGAGCGAGCUAAUAUGCUCAUGGCCCUCUACGAUAUUCGCUCCAAGCUCAAGCAACAGGACAAUAGCAGCCUCAUGCGAGCGCGCGAAAAGAUCAAUGCCCUAGCUGCACGCCAGCAAGCCCAACAAUUUGCCGAACUCAACAUGAAAAAGGCCGACGAAAUGCGACGAAACCGCUAUUCUUUCCCCAAGGUUUAAGAUGCCAACGCUGUCGACGACUCUGUACCUUUUCCUUUCUUCUUGUUUUGUGCACAAAACAAAUAGAUCGGGCUACGGCCAAAAUUGGUCCUUCAAAGUGAUCCUGCAGGCCAUUGUUUGAAUCCUUUUCUUCUCUCUUUUCUUUUUUUCCUGCUUUUCCUUUUGGUCCCUCUAUGGAGCAAGGAGGAAAUAAGGAUAAUGAAAGCAAAUAACGAUACACCAUUCUUUUUUGUCAAAAUGACCUACGGCUUAAAAAAAUUAUACGGUAUAUUCAAUGACGGAUGGACGACUCGGGCUCAAACGAUGGGAGCCAGUGUCUGUUUGGUACGGGAAUGAUGGAUUUUGCUUCUUAUACCCUCCUUUUUGGUAUCUUUGGAUGAUAUUGUUGGGCCUUUGAUUGCACGGCAAAGGGAUAGUUUUACCUUGUAGCCACUCUCCUUUUACGCAAGCGGGAUCGAGCAUGGAGUCACGGGAGAAAAGGGCGUAUUGUUUGCCUUCAAUGUCGGUACACGGUCAAUUUGUUUGGACUCUGACUGGGGCAUAUCUGUUUUUCCUAUAUUUCUUGCUAUUCUUUUUUGGGCGGAGUUUCUUGCCUCCUUGCGAAAACGAUGCAACGAAUUUUGUUGUUUUGUUGUUUGUUCUACCUAAUUGUAGAAUGGAUACUGUUGGAGCUCUUGUACGAUAUACGAUAAAUAAUUCAACAGCAUGCCAUCUCGAACAUUUCACCGUCUAUUCGUCGAGUGUUUUUGCCAAUCAAUUGAAAAACGGU